Owenia fusiformis is the source of this 1135-nucleotide messenger RNA. Lineage: Eukaryota; Metazoa; Annelida; Polychaeta; Sabellida; Oweniidae. The record is from the annotation of a GenBank genome assembly.
UCAAUCCCAUGCUAUAAAUGCAAUACUUUUGUCGGUGAAAAACUUUGGAUGAAACAUCUGCAAAAAUGUCCGCUCCCAUCAUUUGAUGAGAUCCCUGCAAUCAGAUCUGCUGGGCUACACUGUCACAUCUGCACUUAUAAAAUCAAAAUAGAAAAAGUACGUAGGCGCACUUCUGAAUCCAAUCGGAUGUUUGCUCGUCAUAUGUAUUCCAAACAUGGCAUUGUCCAAUCUGGGUCCAGACUUCUGAAAUGUGCUGAUGAAUAUAGAAAGGAACCUGAUUGUACUUAUGCUACUAUUGAAGAACGAGAUUUGAAAGGCCAUAUCAAGAGAAAACACAUACAAGAUAAAAUUGAAUCAGAAACAGAAAUGGUACAGAAACCAAAAUUACAAUGCAAGGAAUGUGGUCGAAGGUAUUCUAAAAAGACUGCUUUGGAGGACUGUUUAGAAGUACAUAGCAGGAGGGAACCAGUUCAAUGUCGCGUGCCUUCUUGUAUGCGCACCUUCCAGACUAAGAGGAGAGAAAAGCGGCAUUACAAGAAAAUUCAUGAUGAGAGGGCUGCAGAAAAGAGAAGAACCAAAUUGGAUUCCAAUGUUCCCAAUACUUGUCAAGCUUGUGGUGUUUGCUUUAGAGAAAGACCUUCUUUGGUACGCCAUGAAUCUAAGGUUCACAAAAUUCCACUACCAAAGGGUUAUAAAAGAUAUCAGUGCAAUGGCUGCAGUUUUUGGGAUAUUUCCCGAUGCAAGGUCAGGGUCCACGAACGUCGACAUGAAAAGCUAGGAAUUAAGCAAUACUCAUGUGAAGUCUGUGGGAAGAAAUUUACCAGUUUCUUUUCAAAGGAAAUUCAUUGCAGAACAUACCAUGAAGGGAAGGGGUACAAAUGUGAACAUUGUGAUAAACUGCUACCAAGGAAAGAUAGUCUAAUUCAACAUACUAGAAUCAUGCACACACAUAAGAACAUCAAAAGAUACCAAUGCCAUCUUUGUGAGCACUGCUGCAAAAUUAAGGGAAACUUACGCCUUCAUCUUAGAAAUAAACAUAAACUUACAGUGGCCACACAUAGCAAAGGUUCAAGUGUGAGUAGUGAACAACUUAAGGAUGCAGUUAUAAUAACCAAGGAAGGAAAUGUUGUACCAU